Ctenopharyngodon idella (grass carp) is the source of this 289-nucleotide messenger RNA. Its product is annotated as mitoregulin-like. The record is from RefSeq and is a predicted model, not a curated record. Gene Ontology annotation, cellular component: mitochondrial inner membrane. NCBI's taxonomy places the organism in Eukaryota, Metazoa, Chordata, Actinopteri, Cypriniformes, Xenocyprididae. Gene Ontology annotation, biological process: positive regulation of mitochondrial membrane potential. The transcript has a single exon. Bases 90 to 260 code for a protein of 56 amino acids.
ACCCCCAAGUCACGUGAUUCCAUUCACACGCGUGUUUUCUCCCGCAGCAGCGUUCCAAAAACUCUAGCCGUGGCUGAACGGAGGUGAACAUGGCGGAUGUGUCGGAGAGGACGUUACAGGUUGCUAUAGUCGUUUCGUUUGCGGCGGGUUUUGUCGCAGGCUGGCAGGCAAACAGAAUGCGAAGAAAGUUCUUGGACUGGCGGAAAAAGCGGUUACAGGACAAACUCGCAGAAACACAGAAGAAGCUAGACCUGUCAUGACAGAUACAAAAUAUCACGCAACCGACCUG